Messenger RNA from Lytechinus variegatus (green sea urchin), 3838 nucleotides. RefSeq names its product short transient receptor potential channel 3-like. NCBI's taxonomy places the organism in Eukaryota, Metazoa, Echinodermata, Echinoidea, Temnopleuroida, Toxopneustidae. Gene Ontology annotation, molecular function: inositol 1,4,5 trisphosphate binding; protein binding; store-operated calcium channel activity. The record is from RefSeq and is a predicted model, not a curated record. The coding region runs from base 412 to 3153 and encodes 913 amino acids. Gene Ontology annotation, cellular component: cation channel complex; membrane. The transcript is spliced from 13 exons. Gene Ontology annotation, biological process: regulation of cytosolic calcium ion concentration; manganese ion transport; calcium ion transmembrane transport.
AAGGUUAUAUACAAUGUAUUUGUCCCCAGCACGUAGGCCUACGAACAUUAUACAUUUUGCAAUGAGUAUGUGUAGCUGUCAUUAAUAUGAUCGAUAUCUUGAUAUAUUUAUCGAAUGUCCAAAUUUCAUCAGAAUUAAGGAUGCAGUGAAAUGUGAACUUUCAUACGAUUUAUCUCACUUGGUGUGUUCCCGAAUAAAAGCUGGUAGAUCGACUUCUUCCAAAUGAUAGUUUGAGUUUCAUGUUAUGUGGCAGUUGUCAUUAUUGUGCGAGCAUCUUUACUGGAUAUUAUCAAAAUUUUGAAAAGAAAAAUACGUCGUGACAACCCCGCUUUCUACUGAGGAAGUUAUAGGAAUUAUUGCAAUGAAAUAACUUUAAAGUUGGAUUGAAUGUUGUGAGGAAAUCUAAGGACAAUGCCGCAGAAGAAGCGUUUACUCUCCCGAGGUCUAUCUCGGCUGAUUGGUGCUGAGGAGGCCGAGUUCCUCAACGCUGUCAGUCACGGUAACCUGGCUUACGUAAAGUCGACACUGGGUGUGGGCGGUGACGAAAAUGGAGCUAUCAAGGCAUUGCUCCAUCUCAAAGAUACCAAAGACCGCACCGCCCUCGAGAUCGCAACGGAGAACGAGCACUAUGAUAUCGUGGUGUUCAUCGUCGAGGUCCACGGCUGUUUCCUGGGUGUCAACGACAUACACGAAAGUCUGAUGCUUGCCAUCUCUAAGGGAUAUCUUAACAUUACUCAGGUGUUGUUGGAUCAUCCUUGUUUCGAUGAGAAGAAAAAUCGCGCGAUGCAAACAUUAGGUCGUCACGAGACCUUCUACGAUCGUAACUACCAUUCUAAGUUUGCACGUGAUGUCACACCUGUCAUGAUGGCCUCCAUGUACAAUGAGGUUGAUAUCCUUCGCCUCCUUCUUGAACGAGGUGACGAUGUUGUCAAGCCCCACCAUCCUCUCUGCGGAUGUACAACCUGUUUGAACCGGAAGGAGUUUGAUCCUCUCAUGCACUCCUUGUCAAUCAUCAAUGCAUACCGUGCACUAUGUAGUGAAGCAUACAUCUCAUUGACAAGUGAAGAUCCCAUCCUUACAGCUUUUCUCUUGAGCAAAGAACUCAACAACCUUUGUAAAACGGAAAAGGAGUUCAAGAAUGAGUACAAGGAGCUGAUCAAGAAAUGCAAGACGUUUGCCUCGAAUUUACUCGAUAUGUGUCAGAAUACAGAAGAAGUUAAAACCAUCUUGAAACAGACGGCCAUUUCAGAAACCGAGGUUAGGGAUCCGCAAAUUGGUCAUCCUCCACGUGCACUUGGAGGCAAAGUCGAAAAUGAAAAGGAAGACGAGAACGCCCUCCCACGGUUGGAAAUGGCCAUCGAAUAUCAUCAGAAACAGUUUGUAGCGCAUCCCCACUGCCAGCAUCAUCUUGCCACGUUGUGGUACCAAGGUUUUCCUCAGAUCAGACUGAUGCAAUCCUGGAUGAGAGUAUUUAUCUUGCCCCUCUUCUUACCCCUCCUACCAAUCGCCGUCAUCAUCUAUCUCAUCUACCCCAAAGGAAAGUUUGGUAAUUUCAUGCGGAGCCCAAUUAUCAAGUUCAUUAACCAGUCGGUGAUGUACAUGGUGUUCCUUCUGCUUAUGUUCAUGGAGUCGGUAACGGAAGGUACAUCCCGUCUUGAUUUGGAAAACAUUGAGGACGUACUCCUGGCAUCGAAUUCCUGCGCACCUUACAUCGAUGAUAUUGGUGUCCAACACGACAUCAAGGCAAAGAUACGGGACAGCGGCAGCGCCAUCGAAUUUUUCCUUUUCAUCAUGGUUCUGGGGUUGAUUUGGCAGGAGGUGAAGCAGAUAUGGCGGGAAGGCCUCCAUACCUACGUCAGUUCGAUCUGGAACUGGAUUGAUUUAGCCAUGUUGAACCUGCUCCUGAGUUCACUCGUAAUCGUAUUCAUGUCGAUGGUUUUUACCAUGGAAGCCCAGCGAUUCUUUUUAACUGAUGGCAGUUGCGAGGCUCUGGCUAACGGCAGUCCUACGGCAGAGGGGCACUUUUAUUUCCUCACUGGUGAUCGGACGGCAUGGGAAAACAACGACCUCAACCUAAUCGGGGAAGGGCUGUUCGCUAUGGCCAAUGUCCUGAGCUUCUCCCGACUCUCGUUCAUCCUCCCAGCCAGCGAAUUCCUUGGACCUCUCCAGAUCUCUUUGGGAAGGAUGAUGGGGGAUAUCUCUCGAUUCGCCGCAGUCUUCUUUGUGGUCUUCCUGGCCUUCUUCUGUGCCAUGUGUAAUCUGUAUUGGUACUACCCAGACAACAGCUCGUUUGGAUCAAUGUCGAACGCCUUGACGACACUGGUGUGGGCUCUGUUUGGUCUCGGUGACACGUCUAAUACUUCCUGCCCGGACGACUACCCCGACUGCGGACAUGCAUCUACCGAGGUGUUUGGGGUUCUACUGUAUAGCUCCUACAUGGGUAUCAUGGUCAUCGUCAUGCUCAACAUGCUCAUCGCUAUGAUGUCCACUUCCUUCGACGAGAUCAAUAACGAUGAAGAUGUGGAAUGGAAGUUUUCUCGUUCUAAACUUUGGCUGUCCUAUUUUGAGCGAGGGGCCACGUUACCCGUUCCAUUCAAUCUUAUACCUUCACCAAAGACCAUCAUCAAGAAUUUCAUGUGGGCAAGCCAUAAACUGAUCAAAACGAACUCAAGCAAACGAAUUGCAUCUCACCGACCAAUCUCUCAGAGUAACUUGCGAAAAGCUGUGAGACGGAACGUAACGAGCCACGAGGAUCUCAUGAAGAAAGUAGUCAAGAGAUACCUAUUCAAGUUACAACGAGCACAUGAUACUGACGAAAUCGACGAAGGAGAGCUCGAAGAAAUCAAGAAUGAUAUAUCUAGCUUCCGGUUCGAUGUACUAGAGGAGCUGGGUAAUAUCUCAUCGAAGGUCGAUUCCAAAUUGUAUGCAAACUCUAAAAUGAACAACGUCAAACCGGCCCGGGAGAAGGGUGGACCCUCUAUGGCGAAGAUACCGGAAAACGGAGAAGAUGCUGGAAAGAUUGAUGAUGAUUUUGAGAAAGUUGCCGAUGAGAUCACUCAGAAGAUGGAUGUCUUGUCAGAAAUGAUAAUAGCAGUGAAAUGCCAAUUCUCCCAGAUACUCGAGAAAGGGAAAUUGGAACCGAGUGCUCAAUGAAAGAUACAUUUGACUUGCGUGAUUGCAGAGAUGCUUUAAAACCAGAAAUGAUUUGAAUCCUUCAAUUGGCUCAUGCCUUCAACCAUCUCAAUGACGUUGGCGCAUGGACUGUAGCAUUUUGCCAUGCAGGAUAGGGUCGAAGUCGUUCAAUUUACACCGACAUGUAUACUGCAAAAUAAUGUUCAGUUUGAUCUCAAGCCUGGUUUCGGGAUGUGGUAUACUGCCUAUUGAAGAAGAAAUAUCAACGUAAUUAAUCGACGGUGCAUAAAGCUUAUCUAUUACGGUUAUUUUUUUACGACGCUAACAGUAACUCAUCUAUUUUCUACAUUAAGGGAAUGAAAGAGAAAUUGGUGAAAGGUGUCCAUAUACUCACCACCAGGACUCAUCGAUAUCACGUGGUUUCAAUAUAAGGUGUUAGUGUUUCUGAGAAAAGCUUGAAAAGGGUUGCCUUACCUAUAGCGCGACAGCACGUCACUGAGUGAAUUAAUUUUAAAUACCAGCAUAGUUUGAAAUCGAGUGUUGUGUUACAGCUAGACCGGCAAGAAGAACCGCAGGCUGACCAAAGCUGUAAAAGUCAUUUCCAAUGGCAUAAUCAUUAUCAGUCGGUUUGGAAUCAAUUUCGUAGAUAUGUAAGGCCUGGUCACACCGCCCGAGCGUUGUUGGAGCGGUCGUGGAGCGGAGAGAA